AGCGUCUUGAUAUCAAUUAUAUUGAUCUCAGUCAACGUCAUUCUGCAACGCGUGAUCUCGCUCAGUCCAUUUGUAAGAUGCCUAAUCUCAGGGAACUUCGUUUCGGUGAUGAUUGUCGAGACAUCAGUCCUUCGCUUCAUGACGAGUUCUAUUCAACGUUGUCAUCAUUAGCAUCGUGUGCAAAGAUUGAGCGUCUUGAUAUCAAUUACAUUGAUCUCAGUCAAUGUCAGUCUGCAUCACGUGAUCUGACUCAGUUCAUUUGUAAGAUGCCUCAUCUCAGGGAACUUCAUCUUGUUUCUUUUCAAAACAGUCCGAAAUUUCAUGACGAGUUCUAUUCAACAUUAUCAUCCUUGGCAUCGAAGCUUUCAACACCAAGGUUUGCCUUCCAGUACAUGUAG
This is a messenger RNA of Lytechinus variegatus (green sea urchin), 398 nucleotides long. RefSeq lists its product as uncharacterized. The record is from RefSeq and is a predicted model, not a curated record. The transcript is spliced from 3 exons. The coding region runs from base 78 to 398 and encodes 106 amino acids. NCBI's taxonomy places the organism in Eukaryota, Metazoa, Echinodermata, Echinoidea, Temnopleuroida, Toxopneustidae.